Messenger RNA from Venustampulla echinocandica, 930 nucleotides. RefSeq lists its product as uncharacterized. The coding region runs from base 1 to 930 and encodes 309 amino acids. The transcript has 2 exons. The record is from RefSeq and is a predicted model, not a curated record. NCBI's taxonomy places the organism in Eukaryota, Fungi, Ascomycota, Leotiomycetes, Helotiales, Pleuroascaceae.
AUGGGAAAACCAACAAUGGGAAAACCAACAAUGGGAAAACCAACAAUGGGAAAACCAACAAUGGGAAAACCAAUAAGGAGAUUGUCAGUUCAGCCUCUCCUUUUCCCCCAGGUUCAGUUUUGCCAGCUUUCAAACUUCCUAAAACACAUCGGAUCAUUCUUCACGGCCAAUUUCUAUGUUCACAAGAAACCUUCCGUGAUGGAGGAGUGGUUCAACGACUCGACAUCAAUUCACUUCACUUCCAGAGAGAGUCAACCACUAGAGGAUAAGCCUAGUUGUUCCUCUAGCGAUUUAAUGGCUCAUUGGACAGAAGACCCUUUGAACCAUCUUUCUAUACCGACAGACUCUGGAUUUUCGAUGACAUACAAACCACCAUUAAUGUUGCAUAAAGACCUGCUCAGCUACAAUGGAGCACCUGUAUCAACAUCUUGCAAUUCACUUGACGAUAAAAUCUUUGAGCCUAAAUCUGCGACCCAAUUGGGGAACGGAGGAGUACGGUGCGGUGCACAAAUGAUGGACGUGAAUUACAACAACUAUGCAGAAAGAAGGAAUACCACAAGCCCCAGCUUCUCGCCAGAUAUCAACCCUUUGAAAGUCGUUCCUAUUAAUACACCACCUCCACUUGAGCAAGCGAUGAUCUUUCAAGCGAUGAUCAUUCCCACAGACAUGGUCAUACAGAAGCAAGGGUACGAAUCUCAAUACUGUUGUUGGAAACAUGGCUGCGAAGGUCGCACCUUUAGUAGCUCGGCAACCUUCUGGCGACACCUGAGAGAGCAAGAAGGGCGGGGAAGAAAAUGGGACUCUACUAAAGAUACCGCCGCUAAGUUUGCCGGAGAGAAUCCCGCUAAGGACGACACCAAGGAUCCCGCUAAGGACUACGCUAAGGACAACACCAAGGACAACGCUAAGGACAACGCCCUAUCAAUAUGA